AAAACUCACAUUCUCACAUGACCCAAUAGAUCAGUUGUCCUCGAUUCCAUCAAAUACAACAGUAUACCACCUUUUUUUUUUUUCUAGGUUACCAAACAGUCGUGGGAAUUAUUUUGACCAUAAUGGAGUAAUAUCCUAAAUCUGUAGUCCCAUGGUGGUUGAGCAAUCCAUCUAUUCUGGGAACUAACUCACCAUAAAUGCAAGACUCUUAUUCCAGCUUUCUUGCAGUUAAUGUAAUAGCCUUUCCAGUGGUACAGCUCCUCCAAUCUUGAGGUUUAAACCCAUCUCUAUUCGUGUUUAUCUUACCAACCAACUGUCAUCUACUUUUAGGCGUGUAGGCCAGGUUUUGCUUUCAUUUGGCAUUUCCCGGAUUUUUAAUUAGAUUGGGUAUGUAGCUCAUCGUCUUGUGUUUAUAAAUUAACGAUUAUACCCGUCUUCUUCUUUCAAGCAAGCAACCAGAAAAAAACCCUCGCAGAGCUCUACAAGAAUGGAUUGCAUAGAGAUGGAUAAUGAGAGAUUGAUGGCGGAGAUGGAUUUUAAAGACUCUUCCUCUGCCGUCAUUAGAAUCCGUCGACGUUUACCUGACUUCUUACAGUCCGUCAAACUCAAAUAUGUAAAAUUGGGUUAUGGCUACUCAUGUAACCCUGCUACUAUACUCAUGUUUCUCAUAAUUUUCCCUUUGUCCAUAGCCACGCUUGUUCAAUUCACUGGUCUUCAACUAGAGCUGGUUUACGAGAUAUGGACGACUAGGACUCUGAAACUUCAUGAGAUCGACGCCGCCACCAGACUUGCCGGUUCUGCGUUAUUAUUCAUUCUUCUUGGAGUCUAUUGGGCCAAGCGGUCGACACCCAUCUAUCUGGUGGAUUUUGCAUGUUACAAACCGGAAGAUGAACGGAAGAUGUCAGUUGAAGCUUUCUUGAAAAUGACGGAAGAUAGUGGCUCGUUUGACGAAGAAACUGUUCAAUUCCAGAGGCGGAUAUCGACGCGGUCGGGUCUAGGAGAUGAAACUUACAUAUCAAGAGGAAUAACGUCCACCCCACCUAAUUUGUGCAUGAAGGAAGCUCGGGCGGAAGCCGAGUCAGUCAUGUUCGGGGCACUGAAUUCUCUUUUCGACAAAACUGGAGUUAAACCGAGAGAUAUUGACAUUCUCAUUGUGAACUGCAGCUUGUUUAACCCAACUCCAUCUCUGUCCUCCAUGAUAGUGAACCACUUCAAGCUUAGAACAAACAUUAAGAGUUACAAUCUUGGAGGAAUGGGAUGCAGUGCGGGGCUUAUCUCUAUAGACUUGGCUAAAGACCUUCUGAAAGCAAAUCCCAACGCUUAUGCAGUUGUGGUAAGUACAGAAAAUAUAACACUAAAUUGGUAUUUUGGCAAGGAGAGGUCAAUGUUACUUCCCAACUGCAUAUUCCGUAUGGGUGGAGCUGCCAUUCUUCUCUCCAACAAGGGCCGAGACAAGGGCAGAUCCAAGUACCAGCUGGUCCACACUGUUCGAACACACAAAGGGGCUGAUGACAAAAGCUACCAAUGCGUUUACCAAAGGGAAGAUAAUAAAGGAAUUGUUGGGGUCUCAUUAGCACGCGAAUUAAUGGCGGUAGCGGGAGAUGCGUUGAAAACAAAUAUCACCACGCUGGGACCUCUGGUACUGCCUUUAAGCGAGCAAUUUAUGUUUUUUGUCACCCUUGUUAGAAAAAAGCUGUUGAAAGCGAAAGUGAAGCCCUAUAUACCAGAUUUCAAGCUUGCUUUCGAGCAUUUCUGUAUACACGCUGGGGGUAGGGCUGUUCUAGACGAGUUGCAGAAGAAUUUAGAGCUCAGUAAUUGGCACAUGGAGCCAUCCAGAAUGACUCUGCAUAGAUUCGGUAACACUUCGAGUAGCUCAUUAUGGUAUGAACUGGCAUAUACUGAAGCCAAGGGUCGGGUCUCUGGUGGAGACAGAGUGUGGCAGAUUGCUUUCGGGUCAGGUUUCAAAUGCAACAGUGCAGUGUGGAAGGCGCUCAGGGCCAUUCCUGCAGGCGAAUCAAAGGGUAACCCAUGGGCUGACUCCAUUCACAGGUACCCAGUCAAGGUUCCUGUGGCUUAACUUUGUUGAAUUCAACGAGGUGGCAUUGUUUUAUUACAUGAUUUGUAUGGUAAAGUGGAUGUAGUUCUUGCUUAGGAGGUCCUUUUUCUAUUAAUGCCCUCCCCAAGCAAGUUGUCAUAUGACAAAGAAGAUUAUAUGAUUGAUUACAGUGAAGAUCAUGCAUACUUGUGGUAUUUGAAAAUUAAUUCAGAACAGAAUAAUAAAUACUUAAGUGUAAUUCUCUUUUUAUUUACUUAAAACUAUCCUUUUUUAUUAAUUUCAAAAUUUAUA
Molecule: messenger RNA, 2347 nt
Organism: Manihot esculenta (cassava)
Lineage: Eukaryota; Viridiplantae; Streptophyta; Magnoliopsida; Malpighiales; Euphorbiaceae
Product: 3-ketoacyl-CoA synthase 1
Exons: 1
Coding region: 488-2077 (529 amino acids)
Biological process (GO): fatty acid biosynthetic process
Cellular component (GO): membrane
Molecular function (GO): acyltransferase activity, transferring groups other than amino-acyl groups
Source: RefSeq, a predicted model, not a curated record